Messenger RNA from Verticillium dahliae VdLs.17, 1464 nucleotides. RefSeq names its product 6-hydroxy-D-nicotine oxidase. The transcript is spliced from 3 exons. The record is from RefSeq and is a predicted model, not a curated record. NCBI's taxonomy places the organism in Eukaryota, Fungi, Ascomycota, Sordariomycetes, Glomerellales, Plectosphaerellaceae. Bases 1 to 1464 code for a protein of 487 amino acids. Gene Ontology annotation, molecular function: FAD binding; oxidoreductase activity.
AUGCCUCUCGCUGCACGCGAUUGUAGCAACGAAGGGGCGAGAGCUUGCGAGGCCCUCGUCUCGGCGGGGCUUGGGGACCAGGUCCUUGCUAUGGCCGACGCAGCAUACGAGGCCCGCCUUGAGUCAUGGUGGUCAAGCAGCUCGAGACUUCGACCCGCUUGCAUAGUUCAACCCAAGAAUGCACAAGAUGUCGCCAAGAUAGUCAGCGUCCUCGGUCAGAACACGACGGGGGAUUUCGCUGUCCGAAGCGGAGGACACAGCCAUUGGGCAGGAGGCAAUAACAUCGACGGCGGUGUUACUGUUGAUCUGGGUCAUCUGAGAGCUACGAAGUACAACACGGAGACAGGUAUCGCCUCGAUCGAGCCUUCUUCUAGGUGGGCUGAUGCAUUCCUCACACUCGAAAGGUCUGGUGUUGCGGUGCCCGGCGGACGCGAUGGCAACGUUGGCAUUGGUGGUUUCCUGACUGGCGGGGGCAAUUCGUACUACACUGGCCUGUACGGCUUCGGCUGUGAUAGUGUCGUCAACGCCGAAAUUGUUUUGGCAGAUGGCAGCAUCAUUGAUGCCAACAAGGACAGUCACCCUGACCUUCUCAAGGCGCUCAAGGGUGGCUGGGGCAACUUCGGUAUCGUCACUCGCUUCGAUCUCGAAACAUUCCCUUCGAAGCCCUUGUGGGGAGGUAUACGUGCAUCGGAGAACUCUCACACAGCGGCUGUCGGAGCUGCCAUGGUGAACUUCACAGCAAAUUACCACAAGAAUCCAGAGGCUGCCUAUCUCAUCAAUUUCACCUACAAUCCUGGAAUGUCUUCAGACAUCCUUGUUGCCCAAGUCGUCGUUGACACAAGUGGCAAGGUGGCACCUCCAGCUUUCGACCAAGCUUUGGCAGUGCCUGAACUCUUCAACGACAUCAAGGUCCGAUCCAUGGGUAACAUGUCAAAUGACUACCUUCUGCCUCCUAGCCUACACAAUGUCUGGUUUACCUUGACUUUCAAGAAUGAUGAGCGCGUCAUUCAAAAGUCUGCCGAACUGCACGAGAAACUUGUAGCCGAGAUGCUCAAGACCGUGCCCACGAACGACCUGGGCACCCAGAACCUUUUCCAGCCCAUUCCAAAGUUUUUCGCCGAGAUUGGGGAGUCUCGUGGUGGUAAUGUCCUCGGUCUCGACCAGGUCGAGGGAGACUCCCUUAUGUGGCUCCUCGCCUGUACCGUCAGGGAACCCGAGCAUGAGAAAUUGCUGCACGAAAAGGGAUUGGAGAUGAAAGCAGCCCUGGAGGAGUUCGCCAAUUCGAUUGACGCGCUUCGACCAUGGGUCUACAUCAAUUAUGCUGAUCCCACGCAAGACCCAAUUUCAAGUUAUGGCAAGGCCAACGUUGAGUUCUUGCAGAAGGUUUCGGCGAAGUAUGAUCCCACUGGUAUGUUUCAGCGCAGAAUGAGAAGUGGAUUCAAGCUUCCGGCUGCUGCCAACUAG